Messenger RNA from Cheilinus undulatus (humphead wrasse), 9835 nucleotides. It is a transcript of the gene nbeab, whose product is annotated as neurobeachin b. The record is from RefSeq and is a predicted model, not a curated record. NCBI's taxonomy places the organism in Eukaryota, Metazoa, Chordata, Actinopteri, Labriformes, Labridae. The transcript has 58 exons. The coding region runs from base 1 to 8874 and encodes 2957 amino acids. Gene Ontology annotation, molecular function: protein kinase binding. Gene Ontology annotation, cellular component: cytosol; membrane. Gene Ontology annotation, biological process: intracellular protein localization.
AUGACAAGCGAGAGACUGGUGACCAUGCCGGGUUCUGUGUCUCUCUCGGACCGACAACCUCCUUCAGGACACGGGCAGCACGCGGCUGGUGUCUCCGCUGCCGCCGGUGAGACAAUGAUGAUGAUGUCCGGCUCAGGUUCUGUGGUGCUCCCAGCUGGGAUUAUCAAUCCUUCGCUUCCAAUCCGGAAUAUCAAAAUGAAAUUUGCUGUUCUCGUCGGGUUGAUCCAAGUUGGAGAGGUUAGCAACCGGGAUAUUGUCGAGACUGUGCUGAAUUUGUUGGUGGGUGGUGAGUUUGAUCUGGAGACCAACUUCAUCAUCCAGGAUGCAGAAAGCAUCGGCUGCAUGGUGGAGCUGCUGGAGCACUGUGAUGUCACCUGCCAGGCUGAAAUCUGGAGCAUGUUCACCGCCAUUCUUCGAAAAAGUGUUCGAAACCUGCAGACGAGCACGGAGGUGGGCCUCAUCCAGCAGGUGCUGCUCAAAAUGAGCUCAGUGGAGGACAUGAUUGCAGACUUACUGGUGGACAUGUUGGGCGUGCUGGCCAGCUACAGCAUCACAGUAAAGGAGCUGAAGAUGCUCUUCAGCAUGCUGCGAGGGGAAGGAGGCCUGUGGCCGAGGCACGCGGUCAAAAUGUUGUCGGUGCUGAAUCAGAUGCCCCAGAGACACGGGCCCGAUGCCUUCUUCAACUUUCCUGGACGCAGUGCAGCAGCCAUUGCUUUACCUCCUAUUGCCAAGUGGCCUUAUCAGAAUGGGUUUACAUUCAAUACCUGGUUCAGAAUGGAUCCUUUAAACAACAUCAAUGUUGACAAAGACAAACCAUAUCUCUAUUGCUUUCGCACCAGCAAAGGCAUCGGCUACUCUGCACAUUUCGUGGGUAACUGUUUGAUUGUGACAUCACUCAAGUCUAAAGGAAAAGGUUUCCAGCACUGUGUGAAGUACGACUUCCAACCAAGGAAGUGGUACAUGAUCAGCAUAGUUCACAUCUACAGCCGCUGGAGGAACAGUGAAAUCAGAUGUUACGUUAACGGACAGCUUGUGUCAUACGGAGACAUGGCAUGGCACGUCAACACAAAUGAUAGUUAUGAUAAAUGCUUCCUGGGCUCCUCAGAGACAGCAGAUGCAAACCGAGUAUUCUGUGGGCAGCUAGGUGGUGUCUACGUGUUCAGCGAAGCCCUAAAUCCCGCACAGAUAUUUGCAAUUCAUCAGCUAGGACCAGGCUAUAAGAGCACAUUUAAGUUCAAGUCAGAGAGCGAUAUCCAUUUAGCAGAGCAUCACAAGCAGGUGUUGUAUGAUGGCAAGUUGGCCAGCGCCAUCGCCUUCACCUAUAAUGCCAAGGCCACGGACGCCCAGCUCUGUCUCGAGUCCUCUCCCAAAGAAAAUGCCUCCAUCUUUGUGCACUCACCUCACGCCCUUAUGCUCCAGGAUGUAAAAGCUACUGUGACUCACUCCAUCCACAGUGCCAUACACUCUAUCGGGGGGAUCCAGGUGCUCUUCCCGCUCUUUGCUCAGCUGGAUUACCAUCAGCUGAACGACAGCCAGGUGGAACCUACAGUCUGUGCCACCCUUCUGGCCUUUCUGGUUGAGCUGCUCAAGAGUUCUGUGGCCAUGCAGGAGCAGAUGCUUGGAGGGAAGGGUUUUCUGGUGAUUGGAUAUCUGCUUGAGAAGUCAUCCCGUGCACACAUCACCAGGGCAGUACUGGAACAGUUCCUUUCCUUUGCAAAGUAUCUGGAUGGUCUGCCACAUGGGGCUCCACUGCUGAAGCAGCUGUGUGACCACAUCCUCUUCAAUGCUGCCAUCUGGAUCCACACCCCUGCUAAGGUACAGCUCUCUCUUUACACGUACCUUUCUGCUGAGUUCAUCGGCACAGCAACCAUCUACAACACCAUUCGUCGAGUGGGCACAGUGCUUCAGCUCAUGCACACACUGAAGUACUACUACUGGGCCGUCAACCCUGCAGAUAUCAGUGGCAUCAUGCCAAAGGGUCUAGAUGGUCCAAGGCCGACCCAGAAAGAAAUAAUUUCUCUGCGGGCGUUUAUGCUUCUCUUCCUCAAGCAACUCAUCCUGAAGGACCGAGGUGUGAAGGAGGAUGAGCUGCAGAGCAUUCUGAACUAUUUGUUAACAAUGCAUGAGGAUGAGAAUCUGCAUGAUGUGCUGCAGCUGGUGGUAGCGCUCAUGUCGGAGCAUCCAGCCUCCAUGAUCCCUGCUUUUGACCAGAGAAAUGGAAUACGGGUAAUCUACAAGCUGAUGGCUUCUAAGAGUGAAAGCAUUCGAGUACAAUCCCUCAAAGUCCUCGGGUACUUCCUCAAGCAUUUGGGCCACAAGAGGAAGGUGGAGAUCAUGCACACACACAGCCUCUUCACUCUCCUGGGAGAGCGUCUCAUGCUGCACACCAACACUGUGACAGUGACGACCUACAACACUCUGUACGAGAUUCUGACUGAGCAGGUGUGCACACAAGUAGUUCAUAAACCUCAUCCUGAGCCCGACUCCACUGUCAAGAUUCAGAAUCCAAUGAUUCUCAAAGUGGUAGCCACUCUACUGAAGAAUGCCACCCCCAGCACAGAGCUGAUGGAGGUUCGCCGGCUCUUCCUCUCCGAUAUGAUCAAACUGUUCAGCAGCAGUCGAGAGAACAGACGGUGCUUGCUUCAGUGCUCUGUCUGGCAGGACUGGAUGUUUUCUCUGGGCUACAUCAACCCCAAAAACUCAGAUGAGCAGAAGAUCUCUGAGAUGGUAUACAACAUUUUCCGCAUUCUGCUCUAUCAUGCCAUCAAGUAUGAGUGGGGAGGAUGGCGUGUGUGGGUGGACACACUCUCUAUAGCUCAUUCAAAGGUGACAUAUGAGGCACACAAGGAGUACUUGGCUAAGAUGUAUGAAGAAUAUCAGCGUCAGGAGGAGGAGAAUAUUAAGAAAGGAAAGAAAGGUUUGGUUAGCACCAUCUCUGGCCUGUCUGCUCAGUCCUCGGGCAUCAAGGGAUCUGUUGAAAUCAGAGAGAUGGAUGAUAACUCCCAGACACCGGAGAGUGAAAAAGACUAUGAGAGUGCAGACCCACGAAACCUGCUGGCUGAAGUGAAGGGGUCCGAGGAGGGUCUCAGUGGGAGAGACAGCACGAUAGACGGCGUCAGGGUGGAUGUUCAUGACCUUCUGGUGGAUAUCAAGGCUGAGAAGGUUGAAGCAGAAGAGGUUAAGAUAGAUGAUUUGGAUCUGUCCUCUGAAACUCUGGGAUUAUCUCAGAAUGGGGCGCUGGUGGAGGUGGAUUCUCUGUUGGAAAAUGUUUAUUGUGCUGCUGUGAAAAACCUCAACAGUAACGUCAACAGUGUUUUGCUUUCAAAGGGCGCCAUGGAUGACCAAAAUGCACCACCUCUUAUCACACUGGAUGAUGACAAGGACAGCAUCUCCAACAGCAACAGCUUUCUGUUCAGUAAGAUGGCAGACAGCCUGGAGGACAAACUGCUUCCUGAUCUCAGUCCAGCUGAGCCUCUGGUCCUGCCCAGCCCACUGCCUGCAGUUCACACCAAAACCAGUGAUGACUUGGGCCUGCUUGCUCAUAUGGCAGGCAGCUCAGAGCUUGGGUCAUUACCCAGCAUCCUAGAGACAGAUGAGUUUGAACUGCAGGCAGCUUUGGAGGGUAUCAGCUCUGUGGCUGGUACUGAGACAGAGGCCUCCUCUAAAAGCCUGGAGGUCACAGCUGCAGCAGCAUCUGAAGGAGACUCUGUAACUUUGAGGACUGGGAGUGCAGCUGAUGCAACAGGAAACAACUCUGACACGGAGAGAUCAGAUGAUAGCAAAGACAAGGAAAUGAGGAGGAUUCAGACGACAGCCACCACACAGAGCCAACAUGGCCGCCCAACUACACAGACAGAGAGGGACAUACAUGUGGACUUGGGCUUCAGGGGGAUGCCAAUGACAGAGGAACAGCGACGUCAGUUCAGCCCUGGCCCACGCACCACAAUGUUCCGUAUCCCAGAGUUCAAAUGGUCAGCCAUGCACCAGAGACUGCUCACUGACCUGCUGUUUGCACUGGAGAGUGACGUCCAUGUCUGGAGGAGCCACUCCACCAAAUCUGUCAUGGAUUUUGUCAACAGUAACGAGAACAUCAUUUUUGUCCACAACACCAUCCACCUUAUCUCACAAAUGGUGGACAACAUUAUCAUUGCUUGUGGAGGGAUCCUGCCCCUUCUCUCAGCGGCCACUUCUCCCUCUAGUAGUAGAAGAGAGAGAAAAACAUCCACAGUGGAUAGUUCUGUGUUAUCCUCUAUUCGUGGUACUUCAGGUUCCUCAUGUAAGACGGAGUUAGACAACAUUGAGGCCACACAGGGCAUGUCCUCUGAGACCGCCAUCACUUUCCUGUCCCGUCUCAUGGUCAUGGUGGACGUGUUAGUGUUUUCCAGCUCGCUCAACUUCAGUGAGAUUGAGGCUGAGAAGAACAUGUCCUCGGGUGGCCUGAUGCGUCAGUGCCUGCGACUCGUGUGUUGUGUUGCUGUUAGGAGCUGUCUGGAGUGCAGGCUAAGACACAGAGAGAGGGGAAAUAAGUCUUCCAUUCCCAACAAUAACAAGACUCAGGAUAUCCUGCUAAAUCCUGUUACUUCCAGCAAGACAGCCAUAGAGACUGUCCCUAGUAACCUGUCUCCCAUCAAGGACCCUGACCGCCUUCUGCAGGAUGUGGACAUCAAUCGACUGCGUGCUGUGGUGUUUCGUGAUGUGGAUGACAGUAAGCAAGCCCAGUUCCUGGCCUUGGCUGUGGUAUACUUCAUCUCUGUGCUCAUGGUAUCCAAGUACCGUGACAUCCUAGAGCCUCAGCGUGAGACUGCCAGAAUAACCAACCAAUCAGGUCGGGGCAUGCGUCCGGAAAUCAACUCACCUACCAGCAAAGAAAUACCCCUAGUAUUUAACAGCGGUAAGGAUCAUCCUGUGCCAUCUGAAAACCUCACCAUGGAGAGUUCCCUGCCCCACACAGACUCUGGUAUUGGAGAGGAGCAGGUAUCCAGCAUCGUCAACGGGUCGGACCUGGAGCACAGCAUUGGAGGACCGGAUGCUGUGAGCGAGCUUAUCUCAACACUGUCCUCUGAAGUCAAGAAGUCUCAGGAGCGUUUGUCUGAAUCCCCCAGCAUUAACCAGCCCAAGAGAGGCAUCAACGUGAAGGAGAUCCUAAAGAGCCUGGUAGCUGCUCCAGUGGAGGGCAUGGAGACUGGGCUGGAGGCUGUACCCUACCCAGACCCUACUGCAAAGGCCCAGGCCCAGGCUAUGCUGCCCAUGCAGUUUCACUCCUUUGACAGGAGUGUGGUUGUUCCUGUGAAGAAAACUUCCCCUGGCAGUCUGGCAGUUCACACAGUGGGCAGCAGCAGUAGCACCUCUGUGGGGCUGACAGCUGGCAGCACCCCUAACAUCUUUGCUGCCUCCUCCUCGACCCCCAAAAGCAUGAUCAAUACAACGGGAGCCACUGAUGCUGCCCCUUCCACCUCCUCUUCUUCCAGUUUUGUCAACGGAGCCACCAGUAAGAAUCUUCCAGCCGUACAGACAGUGGCCCCAAUGCCUGAGGACACAGUAGAAAAUAUGAGUUCCUUUUCUGAAGUGGACCAGCGUCCACAUCGCCAGAGGCAGGCACCUCCUGAGUUAAAACCCUUUAGCCCCAUGACAGGAUUACAGGAAGACCCCAGAGGUGCAGGCCAGUGUCUUAGCAUUACUACAAAGCUGGAGAGAGCCUUGGAGAAGGUGGCACCCCUGCUGAGGGAGACCUUUGUGGACUUUGCACCAUUUCUGUCGCGCACCCUGCUGGGCAGCCACGGACAAGAGCUGCUUAUCGAAGGUACAGGUCUUGUGUGCAUGAAGUCAAGCACCUCAGUGGUGGAGCUUGUUAUGCUGCUUUGUUCUCAGGAAUGGCAGAACUCCAUUCAGAAGAAUGCUGGCCUGGCCUUCAUUGAGCUGAUCAAUGAGGGAAGGUUGCUGUGCCAUGCCAUGAAGGACCACAUAGUUCGAGUUGCCAACGAGGCUGAGUUCAUCCUAAACAGACAGCGAGCAGAGGACGUCCACAAGCAUGCAGACUUUGAGUCCAACUGUGCCCAGUAUGCUGCUGACAGAAAAGAGGAAGAGAAGAUGUGCGAUCACCUCAUCAGUGCUGCUAAACACAGAGAUCAUGUAACGGCUAACCAGCUAAGGCAGAAAAUAGUCAACAUCCUCACCAACAAGCACGGUGCCUGGGGGACACUGGCCCAGAGUCAGCUGCAUGACUUCUGGCGUCUCGACUACUGGGAGGAUGACCUGCGGCGAAGGCGGAGAUUUGUCAGGAAUCCAUAUGGCUCCACCCACUUAGACGUCACAUGCAAGUCCCUGCAUGAAUAUGGCACUGAGGAGGACAGGAGGGUCAAAUCUAAGACGGUCUUCCGUAGUCAAACCGUGGCCAGCCAGAACCCUGAGACAGAGCUGCUGCUGGAGGGAGACGAUGAUGCCGUCAGCCUGCUGCAGGAGAAAGAGAUGGACAACCUGGGUGGCCCGGUGGUCCUAAGCAGCCCGGCCCAGCUUGUGGCUCCGGUCCUAGUGGCACGCGGGACUCUGUCCAUCACCACCACAGAGAUCUACUUCGAGGUGGACGAGGAUGACCCUGCCUUCAAGAGGGUCGACCCAAAGGUCUUGGCGUACACUGAGGGUCUACAUGGGAAGUGGAUGUUCAGUGAGAUUCGGGCGGUAUUCACCAGGCGCCACCUCCUGCAGAACACAGCGAUGGAAGUCUUUAUGGCCAACAGAACAUCAGUCAUGUUCAACUUCCCUGACCAGGCCACAGUUAAGAAAGUGGUCUACAGUCUUCCUCGGGUGGGAGUGGGCACCAGCUAUGGUCUUCCACAAGCCAGGCGCAUCUCCAUGGCCACUCCUCGGCAGCUUUUCAAGUCAUCCAACAUGACCCAGCGCUGGCAGAGGAGAGAAAUAUCCAACUUUGAAUACCUCAUGUUCCUCAACACUAUAGCAGGGAGGACAUACAAUGACCUGAACCAGUACCCGGUCUUUCCCUGGGUUCUCACCAACUACGACACAGAGGAGCUGGACCUGACCUUGCCAGCAAACUUCAGAGAUCUCUCAAAGCCCAUUGGUGCUCUAAAUCCAAAGCGUGCAGCUUUCUACGCUGAUCACUAUGAGAACUGGGAAGACGACCAGACACCACCAUGUCAUUACAACUCUCACUACUCCACAGCGGCCUCCUCUCUGCACUGGCUUGUCAGAAUAGAGCCAUUCACCACGUUCUUCCUUGCUUCCAAUAACAACAAAUUCGACCAUCCUGACCGCACCUUUUCAAGCAUUGCCCGCUCAUGGAGGAACUGUCAGAGGGAUACAUCUGAAGUCAAGGAACUGAUUCCUGAGUUCUACUACCUCCCAGAGAUGUUUGUCAACAGCAAUGGGUAUCAUCUGGGGAUGAGGGAGGACAGGACCAUGGUCUGUGAUGUGGACCUGCCAGCCUGGGCCAAAACACCUGAAGACCUUGUUAGGAUAAACAGGAUGGCCCUGGAAAGCGAGUUUGUGUCAUGUCAGCUGCAUCAGUGGAUUGACCUUAUUUUCGGCUACAAGCAGCGGGGCCCGGAGGCAGUGCGUGCCCUCAACGUCUUUCACUACCUGACUUACGAGGGCUCCGCCAAGCUGGACAGUAUCACUGACCCUGCGCUCAGAGAGGCCACAGAAGCACAGAUCCAGAGCUUUGGACAGACGCCAUCUCAGUUGCUUAUUGAGCCACAUCCUCCACGCAGCUCCGCCAUGCACCUGUGUUUCCUUCCACAGAGUCCCCUCAUGUUCAAGGACCAGAUGCAGCAAGAUGUCAUCAUGGUGUUGAAGUUUCCGUCCAAUUCGCCUGUAACCCAUGUGGCUGCCAACACACUGCCCCAUCUUACCAUGCCAGCUGUGGUCACUGUCACCUGCAGCCGCCUAUUUGCUGUCAACCGCUGGCACAACACCGUUGGUCUCAGAGGAGCACCUGGCUAUUCACUGGAGCAAGCCCAUCACCUCCCUAUAGAGAUGGAUUCUCUGGUUGCCAACAGUACUGGAAGCAACAAGCGUCAGAUCACAGACCUAGUGGACCAGAGCAUCCAAAUCACCACACAGUGUUUCGUGGUGACAGCUGACAACCGCUACAUACUGGUGUGUGGCUUCUGGGACAAGAGCUUUCGUGUGUACUCCUCCGAGACAGGCAAGCUGACCCAGAUAGUUUUUGGCCACUGGGAUGUGGUGACAUGUCUGGCCAGAUCAGAGUCUUACAUUGGAGGAGACUGCUACAUCGUCUCAGGGUCCAGGGAUGCAACACUGCUGCUUUGGUAUUGGAGUGGACGGCACCAUAUUAUUGGCGACAAUCCAAAUAACAGUGACUACCCUGCUCCUCGAGCAGUUCUGACGGGUCAUGACCAGGAAGUUGUGUGUGUGUCCGUCUGUGCGGAGUUGGGCCUGGUCAUCAGCGGAGCCAAAGAGGGUCCAUGUCUGGUCCACACCAUCACAGGAGACCUGCUGCGAGCUCUGGAAGGACCGGACCACUUUCAGCACCCACGGCUAAUCACAGUGUCCAGUGAGGGUCAUUGCAUCAUCUACUAUGAGAGGGGCCGCUUCUGCAACUUUAGCAUUAAUGGAAAACUGCUGGCACAGAUGGAGAUCAACGACUCCACCAGGGCUAUUCUCCUGAGCAGUGAUGGACACAACUUGGUCACAGGUGGGAAUAACGGUGUGGUGGAGGUGUGGCAAGCCUGCGACUUCAAAAAGCUCUACAUCUACCCUGGUUGUGACGCUGGUGUCAGAGCCAUGGACUUGUCACAUGAUCAAAGGACUUUAAUCACUGGCAUGGUGUCUGGCAGUAUUGUGGCUUUUAACAUCGACUUUAACCGGUGGCACUACGAGCAUCAAAACAGGUACUAGAGAGAGAAGAGUCACAGUGUGCCAUGCAAAAGGAAACUACAGCAGCAGAAGAUCGUCACAGAGCAUGAUAGAGAUGAAUUGGGCCGAAGGCAGCAUUCGGAUGCUAACAAAGAAAGUGUGCCAAUGUGUUCAUCUGGAGAACUUGCUGAACAAUCUGGAUACUUUUUCUGUCAGUUGUCAUGUCUUACCUUAACACCAGCUGAUGCAAGAAGAGACUGAGAUCAACUUAAGUUACUGAAAUAAAACUUAGUGUGUCAAAGUUCCUGUUUCAAACUGUGAAAAGUCAAAUCAAAAUGAUUCUGGAUGAUGAAAAUUUCUACAUUUGUAUGGCAGACACAUAUCUCACUUGAAACACUUUUCUAGGAAAAAAGUAAUUGUAAAUAUUAAGAGUGUAAAGUAAAUCUUCAUGUAAAGGCUCAGAAAUGUUUGAAACGCUUUUAGAUUAGCCACCAUGUUAGCAGUAUUUUCAUUCUGAAAGCCAUGUAUAAAUGUUGGAAACAUCUUUGUUGCACUUCAUGUAUUAGUUGGUUAGCAAUACAUUUGUGGCCGUUAAGUUCUCAUUGUUAUGAAUAGUAGUCAAAUGUAUUUAUGUGUGAAAAGACAAAAUGUUUGUUACUUUGUUGUGUUUGUCUUGAUGGAAGAAAUGUCUAAUUCAGUGUGAGAUUAGUCCUUUAUGAAAUCUUUAUUCUUAAUCAUGAUGUCAACAAAAGGAUAGUUGUAUUUCCAUAUUAUUUAAUGCAGGACUAUUUUGUUGAAUAAUUUGUAAAGAAUUAAAAAAUCUCACUGUGAUAUCUUUAAACUGUUCAAAUGGGACAUUUUGGACCAGUGAUCCUUAUUUUUUAGUUUCUUCCAAAAAUGUAUCCAGAGGCACAAAUACCAGAUUUGUUGGAGAGCAUUUCUUUUGAGAUGUUUGUGAUGAAGCUGAAGGACAUUUUGUGAGACAAAAUGAUUUUUUACAACU